UGUACGUAAAAAUCAACAGUGUUUUGGACACAGGGUUUGACGUUUGACACACGGUGCAUGAAUUGAUUGAAAAUGUGGGCAACUUCAUGGGAAGCAAUGUAGAACGAGAAUGGACGACCUGGAGUUAAAUCCUAAAAUAAUAUCAGCUGUUAGGAGAGCCAAGCUUGCAUCCUUUGCUGCAGUGCUUAACCUGUCACCUGCCGAUAUUGGGCGUCGCACCAAACUAUCAGCUCAUGACAUCCAGACAUUGCUUCAGACUGUCUCAAGAGCAGUCUACAAGAAUCCUUCUGCAACAGCCCUUGAAGUUUACCAAGGAACAUGUGACAAGUCACUGCAGGUAGCCACGGUGAGCACCGGCUGUGGCGUGCUGGAUGAGUUCCUUAAUGGAGGCAUCCUAACGAGAGGCAUCACUGAGAUUGCCGGCGAGAGCGCAGCUGGCAAGACACAACUUUGCAUGCAGCUUUGCCUGAGUGUACAGCGCUCUGUUGAGAAUGGAGGACUGGGUGGAGGAGCAGUCUACGUUUGCACAGAGGACGUCUUCCCGAGUAAGAGGCUUCAUCAGCUCAUUCAGACAUUCCAGGGAAGACUUGAUGCAACUGAAUCUAAACAUCUUAGAUUAGGAGACAACAUCUUCAUCGAGCAUGUAUCAGAAAGGGAUCAGUUGAGCCACUGCAUCAAGUAUCGCAUCCCUCUGCUGCUGCAACAGAGCCAGGUCAAGCUGAUCAUUCUGGACUCCCUAGCUGCCCUCUUCCGCUGCGAGUUCAGCUCUGGGGAGGCUGUGAAGAGAGCCAAACACCUACAGACCCUGGGUGCUAAGCUUCAUCAUCUAGGCAGGGUCUACGGUAUCCCAGUGGUUUGUGUCAAUCAGGUCACUGCCAACAUGACGCCAUCAAGCGCCAACGACAACAAGUCCAACCAGCGCCAACUCAUCCCUGCCUUGGGGCUCACAUGGUCAAACCUCGUCCAGACCCGCCUCAUGCUCGGACGGACGGAUUACCAACUCACGCUGGAUACCAGCCAACAUCCUGAGAACAGGAUCGAGACGGCGAGAGACAUAGGAGAUCCUGAGGGACUCCGUAGUGUGACUGAGGUACCAGUGAGGUCCUUAGAAGUGGUAUUUGCACCGCAUCUACCGAGGGACACCUGUUAUUACGUCGUGGAGGCUGAUGGAGUGAGAGGCUUAAGAUGAACUUUGAACUUAGGAGGAUUUGCAUGAUAAAGUACAUUGGGCAAGUUGGAGUGGCGACCAUUUGUCAACCACUAGUUAUUAAACCAUAAUUACCUAUGCCUUCAAUACAUCAUGGGUACGGGGCAAAAUCACCUAAUGGUAGGCUAUAGUGCCUCGCUUGAACUUGCUCUGAGUUGAACAAUUUGUGCAUCAGGUUGGCCCAGUGGUUUCUUUCCCUGCCUUUCACCUCUGUGGACCGUGAUUUCGAAUCCGGCCUCUGAGCCUUGCUUGCGGAUUGGAUUUUCAGUCCCUACCUGAUUGUGAGGGUUUUCUUCACACUUCUAAAACUGAACAUUUGUUCUAGUUUACCAUUCAUCCUGUUAUUGCUGCUAAUUGUGCUGUUGGAUGAAUGGAAUAAAACUGGUUAAAUUAUGCCUGGUACGAAGAACAAGAUGUCAUCUCGUCUGUGCAACACAGUUUCAGCUGUAUGCCAAAAUUAGUUUUUGUAUUGUACUCUGACAAAGAUGCAAGCAUAGUGGUGACCAGAGGAGUGCCCAGGUGUCUUUUGGAAAAACUUUUUUCAUUUGGACACCUCGUAUUAUCUGUCACUUACAUGUAAAUGUAUUGAAAGUGAACAAUUUUGACAUAAAGUUUAUUUAAGUUUCCAGCAAAUUUUGACACACUUUAACCAAACACUGGCUAAUACCUUUCAUGCCAGAGGUUCAGUGCUAUAAGGUCAUUCGAUGAGGUUGUAGCUCUUACUACAUGUAUUAUUGGUGUUUUGUGUACAUCUUUGAAUGCUUAGGGCAGGCAUGUAACAACCUUGGGAUGUUGCAACUAAGAAUUGUUAUAUCGAAAGGUUUAUUGUGACAUUGUUCCUCUAACAUUUAAAAAAUAAGCACUUUGCCAAACUUGUCAAUACAUUUUAAAUUUUUAAAUUAAAAUAAUGUUAUAAAGAUAGUGUGUUUUUUAGUGCCUUAUGUGAGAAGAAAAAAUAUGUCACCACUGCAUUUUGCUUUAUUCUAAGUGUGAACAUACUUCAUUUGAAUAAAUGUGCAUUGAAAACAUUCUGUCUUUAUAUUAUAAUAAAAGUUAUACCAGUUUGUCAGCUUUUGUUGAAGUUGCCCUUGGAAAUUGAGAGUAUAAUAAAUGGUUUUGUUGAACAGGCCUUUGAAGAAUUUUACCAAUUUGUUCAUUCUAAAACAAAUUGCUUUAUUGACCCUCCUGCUGUACUAGUGAACUUACUUUUGUUAUUGAACCGUAACGUAACUUAGCGUAGGCUAAGAGCAAGAAAGGAAAACCAGACGAACCAAAUACAUCAUAAUAAUAAGUUUUAUCUGUGCUGGUAUUGUUGUUCUAAAAAUAAUAUCUUUGCGCUAUCAAGAAAUGUAUUUCUGCUCUAAAGUCUAUAACAAGAUCUUUGCUGAUCAAAAUUCAAUACAUACAUUACAAUACAAUUUUUAAAGAUGUGUCUUAAAAAUAGUGUUGUUUAUACAAAAAUAUAUAUAUAUAUAUGUAUAAAACAAAAUAUUUACUUAUUUGUUUUUGUAUCGACACAGUGAUGAUUCCACACUUUUGUAUGUUUCUAUACUUUUGUUUUGUAAUAUCGUUAUGUCCUCUAAACAAGUGUCUUUUUUCUGUUACUAAUUUUGCUCAUCCAAUAUACUCCAUUUUCUCUUCUUUUGAGGAUCUUUUACAUCAAUGGGUUAUGGAAGCGUAAACUCCCAUCAUUAAAUUUUCAAAAGGCACCAUCCAUUUAAGUACGACGGUCCCUGAAUUAGUGAAAAUAACAAAACAUUGUUUCAAUGAGUGUUUGCACACAUUGUGCAAGGAUUCCUUUUAUUUGGAUUGUAGCAAAUCAAAGUAAGUAUGAUUUGGGUUGGAGUGGGGGGUCAUUGAUUGCUAAUAAUAUGGAUUGAGCACAAAAUUAAGAGGGAACUGUUUCUCUAAAUGACUAGUUUAAAAUUUACAAAUAGUAAUUUUGUUUCAGAUUUAAACCAUUUAUAAAGGUCUUUAAAAUUACCAGUUCUGUGAUUUGCCUUUGAUUAAUAUUCUCAGUGAUUCAAUGGGAGAAAUAUUAUUUUAUUUUGCUAAUAUUAUAUGAAAUAGAAUGGUUGUACGUUCACAAAACGGUAACGUUGAGAUUCUUGAUCUUGAUACUUUACUGCACAAAUCGCCUCAGAUGUGGCUGUUGACGCAGUCCCACAUGCAUCGCUAAGUUUUGCUUUUUUUCCAACAUAAACAUAAAUGCUGGGACAUCUGGGGCCAUUUUUGCUUCUGG
Molecule: messenger RNA, 3449 nt
Organism: Asterias rubens (European starfish)
Lineage: Eukaryota; Metazoa; Echinodermata; Asteroidea; Forcipulatida; Asteriidae
Product: DNA repair protein XRCC3-like
Exons: 6
Coding region: 110-1189 (359 amino acids)
Biological process (GO): telomere maintenance via recombination; resolution of mitotic recombination intermediates; t-circle formation
Cellular component (GO): replication fork; Rad51C-XRCC3 complex
Molecular function (GO): ATP-dependent DNA damage sensor activity; four-way junction DNA binding; ATP binding
Source: RefSeq, a predicted model, not a curated record